UGUACGCCAUAUAUUACUCAAAAUAUUAAAAACUUUUCCAAAUAGUAAUAGAAUUCAACUCUCAAUUAUACUAUACUCCGCCGCUCCACCGCGCUGCCUCGUCGCUCCACCGCCUUUCCUCGCCGGAUUCUCGCCGAUUGCUGUUUCUCCUUCUUCCAUGGCUGACAGCGUGAGUAGUAGCUCAUCUACCAACGCCACCAUUACCCCGCCGGAGACGAAGUCGUGGGCGGAUGUCGCUGAUGAGGAGGCGGCUGCGGAGAAGCAAAUCGACGCUUCGUCGGCGACGGAUAUCAAAUUGGACUCGUUGGUUGUCGACGAGUCCAAACAAGGUCCACUCGGCCUCACUAAUCCCGACGAUUCCACCAUAGAAGCGGUUACGUCCGGGGACACUCCAUAUACCUCGGCUAAGAGAUUCGAAGACUUGAACUUGUCACCUGAGCUGCUAAAGGGGCUUUAUGUUGAGAUGAAGUUUGAGCAACCUAGCAAGAUUCAGGCAAUCAGUUUACCCAUGAUCUUAACUCCUCCUUACAAGAAUUUAAUAGCUCAAGCUCAUAAUGGAUCCGGGAAGACCACUUGCUUCGUGCUUGGUAUGUUGAGCCGAGUUGAUCCGAAUGUCCGUGAACCUCAGGCUCUCUGCAUUUGCCCCACCAGGGAGUUAGCCAUUCAGAAUAUGGAAGUGCUUCUGAAGAUGGGGAAGUUCACUGGGAUAACCUCAGAAUUAGCUUUACCACCUGAUCAAGCAAACUACAUCCCAAUACAAAAGAGGCCACCUAUUACAGCGCAAGUAAUCAUCGGCACACCAGGCACAUUCUCUAAAUGGUUGCAGCACAAGAAAUUGGGUUUGAGUAAAAUGAAGAUUCUUGUGUUUGAUGAGGCAGACCACAUGUUGGCAAUGAGUGGAUUCCGAGAUGAAUCAAUCAGGAUAAUGAAGGCUAUUGCUAAAUCCAGUUCCAAUUGCCAGGUCCUGUUAUUCUCGGCUACCUUUGAUGAUGAUGUGAAGGACUUUUCAGCCAAAAUAGCUGGAGAGAUCUUUAAAAGACAACCUAACCAAAUGUUUGUCAAAAAGGAAGAACUAUCUCUGGAGUCUGUGAAACAGUACAAGGUUCAUUGUCCUGACGAGCUUUCAAAGAUCAUGGUGAUUAAAGACCAAAUACUUGAACUUGGAGAGAAAGUGGGGCAGACAAUUGUCUUUGUCAAAUCCAGGAAUGCUGCAUCUAUGUUGCACCAAGCUUUGGUCAAACUUGGCUAUGAGGUCACUACGAUUCAAGGUGCACUGAAUAUAGAGGACAGGGACAAAAUCAUAAAAGAGUUCAAAGAAGGUCUGACCCAAGUUCUAAUCGCAACUGAUGUUCUUGCUCGAGGUUUUGACCAGAGCCAGGUUAAUUUGGUUAUCAAUUUUGAUCUUCCUGUGCAAUAUGGUCGUUAUUCUGAGCCUGACAAUGAAGUUUACUUGCACCGGGUUGGUAGAGCUGGGCGCUUUGGCCGCAAAGGUGCUGUGUUCAACUUGCUUUGUCUUGACAGCGAUGAUAUGAUUAUGGACAAGAUUGAGAAACACUUCAACUCUCAGAUUACUGAGGUUGCUCCUUGGAAUAGUCGGGAAGCAUUCGAGGAUGCUCUAUGGCGCGCUGGGCUAUUGUGAUUAUGUUUUGAGUAGACGUGUUUGGAUCAUCUUAUCUUAUUAUCGAGGAGAGAGUUUUUUUUUCUCAAUUUUCAUAGUGAAUGUGUUGAAAAGAAUAAUGCUUUUCUGUUUGUCAUGUUUUGUGUGGUGUUACAUUUGUCAAAACAUGCUACUACUUUAGUUUCCUGGAUAUUGUCUCAGACUGAAAAUGAAUAGAAUCUGUGGACAUUGCGGCUCCUGAGAGCCCCUGUAA
This is a messenger RNA of Salvia splendens (bonfire salvia), 1871 nucleotides long. Its product is annotated as DEAD-box ATP-dependent RNA helicase 38. NCBI's taxonomy places the organism in Eukaryota, Viridiplantae, Streptophyta, Magnoliopsida, Lamiales, Lamiaceae. The record is from RefSeq and is a predicted model, not a curated record. Gene Ontology annotation, molecular function: nucleic acid binding; ATP binding; RNA helicase activity. The coding region runs from base 158 to 1639 and encodes 493 amino acids. The transcript has 9 exons.